Molecule: messenger RNA, 855 nt
Organism: Fusarium tjaetaba
Lineage: Eukaryota; Fungi; Ascomycota; Sordariomycetes; Hypocreales; Nectriaceae
Product: RTM1
Exons: 5
Coding region: 1-855 (284 amino acids)
Cellular component (GO): membrane
Source: RefSeq, a predicted model, not a curated record
AUGGCUGCCAAAUGGGACCCAAACUACCGACACGCCGACUGGUCCUUCUAUCGCUACGAACCCCUCAACAGCCAUUAUACUAUUCAACAUCACAACGAUUAUCCAUGCGGAGUUUCUGAAAUAGCGGGAUACAUUGGCCGUGCGAUCAACUCGACUGAGGACCAUGGCUGUUGGAAGCUGGGCCCCUACGUCGUUCAAAGCGUGUUGCUUCUUAUUGCACCAGUAUUGAUGGCGGCUUCUAUAUACAUGAUAUUGAGUCGUGUCAUCCUCCUCACGGAAGGGGAGGUACAUGCCGUAAUCAAGAGGCGAUGGUUGACUAAAGUCUUCGUGAUUGGGGAUAUCGUAUCACUACAGCUCCAGUCUGCAGGCGGAAGUAUGAUGUUGGGAGCAAACGAAGGCAACAACCUCAUGAAAAUUGGUGAAUAUGUCAUCAUCGGCGGAUUGUUCUUCCAGCUUACCAUCUUCGGUAUCUUUAUCGUCGUCGCCAGUAUCUUCCAUCUUCGGAUGAGCCGGUCGCCUACCAACAAGAGCCUAGAGCCCUCGAUUAGGUGGCGUCAUUACCUCGCUACCAUCUACGUCACAAGCGGCUUCAUUUGGGUUAGGAGUUUGUUCCGGGUCAUUGAGUACCUCGAUGGUAACGACGGAUAUCUCAUGAGGACUGAGGCCUUCCUCAAAUUAGAGAACCUAGAGGCCUUCCUCUUCGUCUUCGAUGCUACUCUGAUCUGGAUUGUCAUGGUUUGGAUGAACUGGUAUCACCCCAGCGAGAUUGGACUGCUUCUCCGGAAUGAGUUACCGGUGACGAACGGUUUCGAGCUACUUCCGUUUCGUCGGCGAUUUGAGAAGCUCCGAGCUUGA